UUCCCAAACCCUAGUCACGGACUCCCGGCGAGCCCGCAGCGACGGCUGUCGAUCGCCUCAGGGUACCGAUCCACGAGCCCUGAGUAUGCGAUGACGUCAGGAGGAGGAGGCGAGCAUGGCUGCACGGAGCAGGGCCACCUGCCGGCGACCGACCGCCGUGGCCGCGACGAAGACGCCUCUCCCCAUUCCGCGCCGCCACUCCCCUUCCCCGAAGCAGCGCUCGAGAUGAAGAAGAAGCAGAAGCUGGUGCAGCAGCCCUCGCCGGAGAUCCCCGACAAUGCCGUCGUCGAGAUCCUGUCGCGGGUGCCCUACCGGUCGCUCUGCCGCUUCAAGUGCGUGUCCAAGCCGUGGCUCGCCCUCUGCUCCGACCCGGACAUCCGCAGGAGGAGCGGCUGCGGCCUCAGCUUCCGCAAUCUGUCCGGGAGAGGGCCCCCUCUGGUCGAUCCUUCGCUCCCGUUCCUGCGAGGGCGCUACGAGCGCGUCGAGAUCCAGCAGUGCUGCGGCGGCCUCCUCCUCUGCAGAUGCUGGGACUCGUAUAAAGGGCGGAACAAGAAGAAAUUCGGGUACGCUGUGUGCAAUCCUGCCACCGGGGAGUGGACUGUGCUGACCCUCAUUGUUUUGCCGGACCCGGUGGACGGCGUUCCUGUGAUCUACGAUGUGAACGAUCUCUUCCUGGGGUUUGACGCCGCUGUUCCGUCCCGCUUCGUGGUGUUUGCGCCCCUGAGCAAUUCCUUAGGCGAGUUCGCGCAGGUGGCCAUCUUCUCAUCGGAGACUAGGCGCUGGACUUCGGUGGAGAGUGAGUGGCCUUACAAAACCGUUCUUCUUGGUGGUACAGCUUGUGCCUACCUGAAUGGCACUAUGCAUCUGACUACCCAUCAUGGUACAAUAGUCACUGUCGACGCGGAGGGGAAGACUUGGAGGGAAAUUGAGGAUGUCAUGGAGGACAACCGUGAGGUUGUUUCCAUUGGGCAUUCCCAGGGCAGCUUGCAUGCUUGGCUGAUAGAUAAUGAUAAGGAUCCCGAACUCUGUGUUUGGGUUCUUGAGGAUUAUGCUAGUGGAAAGUGGACCCUGAAGCACACUGUUGAGAUAUCGGAACUUUUCGGGAGGCAGCCGGACAAAGAUGAAGCGUGCUAUAGCAUGCUUGCGAUCCAUCCAGAUUAUAAUUUGGUUUACCUCACCGACAACAAGAAGAUGACAGUGUCGUAUGAUAUGGAUACUCGGAAAGUUGAUGUUAUCUGCACUUCUGGAGAAUUACUGGUUGGUGCACCUUAUGUUCCUUGUUUUGUGGAAAUGUUGGCAGGGAGUCGCUGCUGCUUUAAUGUACUUGGAGUGGAAGCACUUCACAAAUACCAGUUGUUGGGUAUGAGCUUAAGUGUCUUGUUUUGUGGACUGGCUUGGAUAUAUAUGUCUCAGGCUCUCAGCUCCUAUGUCUACUUCAGUUUGUUGUUCCUAUCUGUUUGUGUUCAGAUGUGUGCCAUUUGUGGCUUUGAACAUCACUUAAUGUCUGAGGAACCCUCUGAUGGGUCAUUAUCGAGGUCACUUUGUUAGCCCCUCAUGUGGGCUAAAUUUGACACUUUAUCUAUCUGGAUCUCAUCUCAAUUGUCUUUAAUAUGCAACUUGUUAUCCAUUGUUUUUAAGUAAUUAUUAAAGUCGUGACAUUUCUUCCACAUCUGGAAGCAUCAUCA
Messenger RNA from Triticum dicoccoides, 1685 nucleotides. RefSeq lists its product as uncharacterized. Gene Ontology annotation, molecular function: protein binding. Bases 91 to 1548 code for a protein of 485 amino acids. The transcript has 2 exons. Lineage: Eukaryota; Viridiplantae; Streptophyta; Magnoliopsida; Poales; Poaceae. The record is from RefSeq and is a predicted model, not a curated record.